UAUGAUGCAGCGACGCACAACUCUGAAGACUUAAAUACAAGAAGAAUCCCUUUUUUUCCGAGGAGGAUUAACUGUGUUUUCUAUGAAAACGAACGUGGUUAGUGUCACCUUUGAGUUUGUUCUACCGUCAGCUGGCUGUGUUUGUGGCUGCUGUGUGCACUCAACCUUCGGAUGCUAGUUGUAGCUAAGUGGUAGCUAAGUAGGAUCACAACCUUGUCCUGUCCGUCAGCACACACACGCUGAGUGUGUACUUCCCUGCUGACUGGUGCCAGCUUUAAACACGUUCCUGGUUCUUUUCACUUUGUCGUAGUUGAUAUCAUGUGUGUUAGUGAGUGUCAGGACACAGGCUGACAGCUCACGGUAACGUCAUGCACUUCAUGCUGUCCUGUCCUGGGUGGUUGUGACUAGACAUGAGCGUCUCCUGACAUCAACAUGGACUCAGCAGAAGUGCGUCCAUAACUUCACGAAGAGCUUCAACUGUUGUGUUUGGCGACAUUGAACAGCUACAACCUUAAGGGUUGUGCUUGUCAUUGUCACAAUCCCCCCCCCCCUCACCUCUGGGUAGCCCUCAUCACCCCUGAGCCAUCAGGAUGUUGGAGGGCCUUGUUGCCUGGGUGCUAAACACAUAUCUGGGAAAAUAUGUCACCAACCUGAACACAGACCAGCUCUCCAUCGCCCUUUUAAAAGGUGCGGUGGAGCUGGAGAACCUCCCUCUGAGGAAAGAUGCCCUGCGAGAAUUUGACCUGCCGUUUGAAGUCAAAGCAGGCUUCAUCGGAAAGAUUACUCUCCAGAUCCCUUUUUACCGACCUCACAGUGACCCAUGGGUCAUUUCCAUGUCCCAGCUCAACCUGAUCAUCGGUCCCGCCCAGUCGCAGGAGUAUGACGGGGAGAAGGAGAGAGAGGAGGAGAUGGAGCGCAAAAAACGCCUCCUCAAGGCUCUAGAAGACAAAUUCAAAAGUGAGUGUGAACAGAGGGGAGAGUCUUACUGGUACUCAGUCACUGCCUCAGUGGUUACCAGGAUUGUGGAAAACAUCGAGCUGAAUAUCCAAGAUGUGCACCUGAGAUUUGAGGAUGACUUCUCCAACCCAGAGAAACCCUUUUCGUUUGGUGUGUGCAUCUACAACGUCUCUGCUCAGAACCCCUCCAAAGAGGCGGUCCAGAAGCUCCUCCGGCAGAAGCAGCUAGAGAUUGAAGAUUUCAGCGUCUACUGGGACACAGAGUGUGAAAUGCUGGGAAAACUCCCUGUAAAUCAGAUCCAGGAGGCGAUGACCCAGUGCAUGCAGAGCCGGGAGCAUCAGUACAUCUUUGAACCAGUGUGUGCCUCAGUACUGCUCAGAAGAAACGCCUCCAAGGAGCCCCUGAGGUCCAGACACACGCCCCGCAUCGAAGGCCAAGUUCAGCUGGAACCCAUGUCCUUACGCCUGUCACAGGUCCAGUACGAGCAGAUCACAGCCUUCCUCAAAGAGCUGGACCGCCGGGAGAGGGAGAUGCUUUACCGAAAGUGGAGACCCAAAGUUCCUGUUACUGGGCACUGCCGACAGUGGUGGAUGUUUGCCAUUGAGGCCAACCUAAAUGAGAUUAGGGAGCAGCGGAGGCGGGGCAGCUGGGAUUUCGCCUUGAAGCGAGCACGAGAUGCCCAGACCUACACCAGCCUGUACUUCAGAACUCUCAAAGGAGUCCCACUGAGUCCUCAGGAGGAGUGCGAACUGGAGCGAGUGGAAGAGGAGCAAACGUUGGAAGAGGUGCAGAGUCUGAGAGAAAUUGUCCACGACUGGUUUCGAAAGCAGGAAGAGAUCGCAGAGUAUGUGCGAGAGCCCAGCAGUGACCCACCACCCUGUUCACCCACCACAUCCAUCCCCAAGAGCGGGAGCUCUGGAAUGAUCCAGUACCUGCAGUCUUGGUUCCCGGGCUGGGGUGGCUGGUAUGGAGAUUCCCAGGACCCAGAUAGGGUCCCAGAGGAGCUCCUUCCCAGUCCGUCCUCCUGGGAUAUUCUGGCAGAGACAGAAGACUUGUUCGACCCGUUGGAGGACUCUCACACUCUCAACACGUUCACCAGGCGAGAUCACCUGUUCGCCCGGCUGGAGUUCUUACUGGAGAAGGGCGGAGUCACUCUCUUCCACCAGGAUCGGAGGGGAGACACAGUGCAUGAGAGUGGGGUCAUCCAGCUGGAAUUUUCAGGGGUGAAGGUGAUUUUGGAGUCUUUACCUCGUUCUGAGUCGUCCCUGCUGUCUGUUAAGCUGGGUGGUUUGUUCCUGAGAGACUUGACCACUCAAGGCACCAUCUUCCCUGUUCUGGUAUCUCCCAAAACGGACAAAGUUGUUGUUACCACUCAUCAAGCGUCUGGGCAGUCCGGUAACUCUGGAUCCACUGCAGAGAGCUCGUCACCGCCAGUGUUUGAAAUGAUUUAUGAGCGUAACCCUGUGAGGUGUAAAUUUGAGAGAAGACUGGAAGUGAACACGAGUCCACUGAACAUCAUCUAUAACCCACAAGCAAUCAAAAAAGUGACGGAAUUCUUCUAUAAAGGAAGAGUUCACACCUCAGGUUUUGGCUAUCAGUCAGAGUUGGAGUUGAGAGUGGCAGAGGCUGCCAGGAGGCAGUACAACAAAUUGAAAAUGCAGACCAAGGCAGAGAUCCGACAAACUAUUGAUCAGCUUCUCGUGGGAGAAUUUAUUGAAAACAGCAAGCGUUGGACCAUGAAACUGGACAUCUGUGCACCCCAGGUGAUCUUUCCUGAUGACUUCCAGUCAGGAGACCCGAUGUUAGUUGUCAUUGAUUUAGGCAGGAUUCUUCUCACAAACUCUCAAGAUGACUGUAAGGCCAGCUCAAAAGUUACUCAACCUGAAAGGGAAGACAUGAGUGAUGAUGAAUACCAGACGCCACUUGCCACUCCGCCAGAUUCUCCACCUCCUGAGCUAGACCUGCCUUCGAAAGAACGGCUCAAAAGCCAUGAACUUCCCAACCUCAGAUCCCCUGAAAGUACAGAGGCCUACAGGAAAAAGCUUUAUGAAAAAUACUCCUUGUCUUUUAAGGACCUACAGAUAAUGGUUGGUCGCUAUAAGGACAACUGGAAGCAUCUUCAAGAGAGUGAAGUUGGGCCUACGCAUGUGGUGGAGAAGUUUAAUGUGCUGCUGCAACUAGAGCAAAGACUGCGUUACACGUCAGACCCCCAACUCCCUGGGGCUGUGCUGUCAGGAACACUACCAGACCUCAAGGUUCAUAUCAACCUUGAGAAGAUGACUGCCCUUAGGAGUUGUCUAGCAAGGCUAAGCAGUCCAGAUGUGAGUGAAGGAGACAAAAGCCUGGGGAAAGACGCAAAUAUAAGGUCUCCUGACCCUCUCACCCUCCGCCAUGACAAGAUCUUUCAAAGGGAGGACAGCUCUUGGAAGCUGCAAGGUUCAGCCAAGAACCUGACACAGAGCGUGAUGACUUUAGAGCAGCACACACGUGAAGUCCUGGUGGAAUCCCGUCUACUGUUAGCUGAAUUCAACAUUAACUACAUGCAGCUCGGCGUGGAGAGUGACGGCCGCUACAUAUCUGUUCUCAAGGUAUUUGGCACAAAUGCUCAUUUCGUCAAGCGGCCUUAUGAUGCUGAAGUCUCGCUGACUGUCCAUGGUCUUCUGCUGGUGGACACCUUGCAGACCUAUGGCUCAGACUUCGACCUCCUCGUGGCCUCUCAUAAACAUCUUAGUUUUGACAUACCCACGGGCAGCCUCCGAGAGAGCCAGCCAUCUUCCCCUACGUCACCUGAUGGCAGAUCUCCUGAGCAUCAGGGCCACCAUACUGAGUCAUACACUGGUAUGCCGAUGGAUAGAUUAUCUCCCCUCAGUUCCUAUCUUAAAGACCAGGAGGCCCUAAUUAGGCUUGAGUACCAGUUUGUGAGCUCAGAUUGCCCCUCUAUGAACCUGGACAGCUCCCUUCAGGUUACAAGCAUGCAGGUCAAUAAUCUGGACAUUAUUCUCAACCCUGAGACCAUGGUGGAGCUACUCAAGUUCCUCCAGAAGUCUUUCCCCAAAGAAGAAAGCACCUGGGCAUCAUCAGCACAACAACAUACAACUCAGCCUGACAGUGAGGAAGAGGGAGAGACAUUUCAGGCCACUUACGACCAGAACAAAGAGCUAACUGUGGAGAUCCACCGCCUUAACCUGCUUCUUCUUCGGACUGUGUCCACUGGCACUGUCCUGGGUGCUGAGAAGAAAGGGUUGAAGAUUGCCACUGCCAGUAUCACUGGUACCAAGGUCAAUGUGUCCAUGGGCAGUCGGUUGGACAUCAAUGGAUCACUCGGAGCUAUGCAGUUGGUGGACUUGACCCAGGAAGGAGGCCGAAGCCAGUUUGUGGUCAGCAUUGGAAAUGUAGAGGACAGCUCCUCAACUCUUCGAGGAUUGACGUUCCUUUCUGACACAGGGGAUUCUCCCUCAGAAGCUUUAAAUUUCCGCCUUUUGGAGAAGACACAGGGGGAGUGUUCCUUGACACUACAAAUGGCAUCCUUGCACUACAACCACUCAGCCAAAUUCCUGAAGGAACUGAGUCUGUCUGCCAAUGAGGUAGAAGACAAUUUCCGCUCCAUGUUGAAAAGUGCUGCCACCAAAGUGUCAACAGUUCUAGCCACCAAGACUGCAGAAUACAGUGGUAUGGUUUCACUCUUUGAAACUCCCUCACGCAGAAGUCGAACUCAGAGUCAGAGCUGGGCUUAUACAUUUGAGGAUGAAGAGGACAUUCCCAUGGAGGAACCCGAAUCCACUUUAGACACAUUCUUGGUGAAGCUGACUCUUGAUAUUAGCAUUGAGUCACCAGUUGUGUCCAUCCCACGUAAACCUGGACACCCUGAGCUAUUGGUGGGACAUUUGGGGAGCAUAAAAAUCCACAAUUUUGAUACUGGGCAAGACUCUGAAGGAGAGAGGCUGCAGGUCUUGGUAAAGGAUAUCCGUCUGUACUCACUCAACUUGAGCCAUUUGGUUUUGAAGAAGGCACCUAAAGGCGAUAACGCUGGAAACAUGUCACCAUCCCACAAUGGGAACAUCAAUCAGGAUGAACCACAGUUAACACGUCAUGACUUUUUUGAAUCCCUCAGCCGGGGAAAAGCCUUCCAUAUACUGAAAGACACCACCAUACAGUUCACCCUGGAGAAAGUUCCCAUUGAUGAAGAUAAUCAGUUUAUCUUCCUGACCACCGAGGAGACCUGCAAGAGCACAGGCCUACUGAGAAUUGAGGGAAAAUUUGUCAACCCUGUUCAGGUGUUCCUGUGCAAGCCCGUGUAUGAACAAGUACUCCAGACACUGGACAAUUUGUCCCUGAUUGAGGAGCAACGGGCCACACCCAGCCAACCACCUACACCCCCACCACCAACUCCUUCCUCGACCAGACCACACCGCUUUCCUGACCCCCAGGGAGGGCUGUUUGCAAGGGACCCUCCCCAUAUCAGCUUCUCCCACUCAUCACUCUCCUCACCUUCGCCUCUGCAAGCUCACAAACCUGCUGUUGAGUCUUCUUCAUUCACUCAGCUGAAAAUCACCUUACACGUGGCAGAAUUGCAGGUCCAGCUCAGUGCUGACCUGACCCAGGGGUCCCAGGGCUUAGUCAGUCUGCGCUUCCAAGACCUGGAGGGAGACUUUACCAAAGACCAUCCGCACUUACUGGCAGUCCAGUUGGCUCUUCGCUCGCUGCUCAUGGAAGACCUCCUGGAGCCGAACCCUGAGUCAAAAUACAAACAUCUGAUGGUGUCCCGUGGAGCUCCUAAGCCCUCCACCUUUAGUCCAAAGGAGUACCUUUCCCAAAGCUGUCCAUCAGCAUCCAAUGCCUUGUACCCAGAGAUGCCCCGCUCACUGCCUGCCCACGUAGAGGAGGCCAAGAAUGUCUUCCAGCUCUACCAGAGGCAUCCAAGCACGCCUUCAGCUAGCAGUCGCAAAUCCAAGAAAGACCCGGACUGUCCCAGCACUCCACCACCCUCCCCUACCCACCAUACACCAUCCUCUCAGCCUCCACCAGACUUUGAUGAAUCAUUAGUUCAUAUCAAUGUGUUGCUUGUGGACCAGAACCACCCAGAGUUCAAAACACGCUACGGCAGUGUGGGACGAAGUGUGGAUGUUGACUUUAACUGCCUGGACGUUUUAAUCACACUACAGACCUGGGUGGUUAUCCUUGAUUUCUUUGGUAUUGGCUCUACAGCCAAUAAUCAUGCAGUGAAGCUGCCAACUAUGUCACCUCAACCUGUGCCAGGACAUCCUCUGUAUGAGGAGGAGGCAACGGAUGUCGUCAACACUAAAGUGGACCUUAAGGUUCAUUCAUUGUCUCUUAUACUAAACAAGAAAGUCAAUGAACUUGCGAGGGCUAGUGUGUCCAAAUUAUCAGCUCAUCUGGAAAUGUUGGAUGGUAACCUGGCAUUGCAAGGCAGUUUAGGAAGUUUGUCCCUGAGUGACCUGACCCCACAUGGGGAUCUCUAUCGCGAGCGCUUCACCACACGAGGAGGGGAGGCCCUCAAUUUCAACAUCCAUAGAUAUGGCCAGCCUGAUCCUUACCUGGAGAGGGAAUAUGACAUCAAGGUGUCCCUGCAGAUGGCCUCAGUGCAGUAUGUCCAUACCCAACGCUUCCAGGCUGAGGUGGUGGCCUUCAUUCAACACUUCACCCAGCUACAGGAUGUCCUAGGCAGGCAGAGGGCUGCAAUGGAGGGCCAAGCUGUGCGGGACCAUCCUCAGCGGGCGUCAAGGGUUCUGCUGGAUAUCCAGGCAGGCGCCCCGGUUAUUCUCAUCCCGGAAAGCUCACGUUCACCAAGGGUCAUUGUGGCGAACCUCGGCCAGCUGAGAGUGCAGAACUGCUUCUUGCCUGCUGGGGCUCAUGGAACCUUCUCUCUGCAAGACAAGGAGCGUGUGCGGAAUGCAGCUGGGAAGAAUAGUGAGCAGGAGAAGCCUAGGACCUCUGCCUCCAGCUCCAGCUCCUCGACAGGGUUCACCCUUGGUAGACCGCAGGCCCCAGACACAGGGAGGGCCCCUGAAGAGGAUGGCCCUCACAGCUUAGAAGACCAUGUGUGUCUGUUGGACUGCAUUGCUCUGGACCUACAGGAGAUGGAUAUUUUUGCUGCAGAGCGUCUACCCUGUCAACCCUGGGAGAGUGUCAGUAACCCUCCUGAAUCCUCCGACCUCAUCUUCCCUUCGUAUUCUGUCCGUCGCACCGGAGCCAACCUGCUGAAAGACUGCUGCCGCCUUAAGCUGAAAGUGGAACGCAACCUGGACAAUCAGCUGAGCCAUGCAGUGCCUGACAUGUCAAUACAUGGCAGCCUGUCGUCAGUCCACUGCUGUCUGAACCUGGAGCACUACCAGCUGAUCAGAGGGCUGCUGGAGAACAACUUGGGAGAGCCUAUUGAAGAAUUCCUGCGACCCUACAACCUGCAGGACCCUAGCACCUAUACGGUGUUAAGUGGGGAUGUCUACACCAACUUGACAUUCCUGGUGGACAUGAUGGACGUCAGUCUGGAGCUCCUGGACAAUCCCAAAGCCAGUGAACACAAACACUCACUAGCAAGGUUUGACUUCAUGAAAUCCAAGUUGCUCUUUGAGAGUUUCUCCAAUGGAUCAAAGUCUGUCAACCUGGUGUCUCACUCGCUGCUAGCAUAUGACACUAGGCCGAAUAAAAGCACCGGUCGAGCCGACGGGGUCAGGCGCAAUGUCUUCGACUGCAUCCUCCAGCCCUCCAAAACUGGCACAAACCGGGCAUCACUGCAGCUGGAACUGCAUUACAGAUCCACGCGUGACUCCUCCUGCUUCACCAUGGUCCUCAACAACCUGAGGGUCUUUCUCAUCUUCGACUGGCUUCAGCUGGUGCGUGACUUCCUGCGUAUGCCGGUGGAGAAGCCAUCGGGCGGCGCAGAGACUCGUGAGCACUGGCCCAGUAAUACCAGCACUGACUCGGGCUCUGGUGCUACCGCCACCACCACCACCACCACCACCACCACCAUGCCAAAAACAGUCAAGAGCGGCGUAGUCACCAAGAGGUCCACAGUGCCGGUGACGCAGGAGCGCUACCUCGAGGUCAAGAUCAACGUCACAGGCACAGAAUUUGUGGUUGUGGAGGACUCAUCGUGUCUGGAUACCAACGCCAUCAUUCUAAAAGGCACCACGGUCCUCACCUACAAACCGCGUCUGCUGGACAGGCCCUUCUCUGGCAGCCUCGCUGGAAUAGAGGUGUUCUCGUGUCGCCUGGGCAGCGAGCAGGAGACGGCGCUGUCCAUCAUCGACCCGGUCAAUGUUCAGGUUGAGCUGUGUGGCAGCCCCACAUACCAGAGCAGCUCAGGUCUACUGGACGCCUUCAAUGUGGAGGACAUCCCACCACUGCUGGAGAUCCAGUUUCCUGCUCUGGAUAUCCGGCUGUCCUACAACGACAUUCAGCUCUUCUUGGCCAUAGCAAAGUCCAUCCCUACAGCCAGUACUCCACUGCCGCCUGACUCUGACGCCUCUGCACCCAGUGCUGAGCCGGCCCCUACAGCUAAAGAGAGCUUCAGGCAGAAGACUCAGGCCCUCAUAGAGGGGCAGCUGACACAUUUGCAAGAACUUGGUUUCAAGAAAGAUGACUGCAAAAGAGCCCUCAUCCACUGUAAAGGCCAGCUGGACCAGGCUGCCACAUGGCUGCUGGAAAAUGCUGAGAACAUAGCGGGCCACCCGAGAGCAAGAAGUGACUCUGGCUCCAGCAGCCACUCAGCUCCUCUGUCUGGAGUAGAGGUGAAGGCAGAGAGCGUCUGCAUCUGUUUCAUUGAUGAUUGUAUGGACUGUGACAUACCACUGGCUGAGCUCACCUUCUCCAGGCUGUAUGUGCUACAGCGCAUUGGUUCUACCCAGGAAGGCAACGCCAGUUUCACUCUGUCUGGAGACUACUACAACAGAGAGCUGUCAGGCUGGGAGCCCUUCAUAGAACCCUGGCCCUGCUUCCUGUCCUGGCAGCAGCAGGCCGCCGGCCGUCUCCACCCUCCACGUCUCAAGAUGGGAAUAAGAGCCAAGCAGAGACUGGACAUCAACAUCACCUCUGUCCUGCUGGAACAGUACAACACUACCAAGAGCUCCUGGAUGGCUGACUACUGCAAUGAGGAGGAACAGAACUCCCAGUCUCCACCCCCUCUGCCCUGGGUGGGCUCCUCAGUCGACCCACCCAGCUUUGUACAGACAGACGUCAAGCUGUCCAAGAGAAGGCAGCCAUUUGUGCCGUACGCUCUGCGCAACCAUACAGGAUGUACCAUGUGGUUCGCCACUCUGACUACGACACCCACAAGGGUGGCGCUGUCUCACAGCAGCAGUGCAGAUUCCAUCUCAGAAGUCCACGGUCCAGGAACUGAUGACACCCACAAUGUCAGCCAGUGGAGAGAGGUGCUACCUGGGGAGGAGAUUCCUUUUGAGUUUGAAGCUCGAGAGAAACUUCGACACCGACACACUCAUGAGUUGAAGCUGCACCAGCUGCUUGUUCGAGUGUGUGGAUGGGAGCAAGUUAAGCCGGUGUCUGUGGACAAAGUGGGCAUUUUCUUCCGUUAUGCGGCUCCAGACAAAAACAGCUCCUCCAACACUGUUGGCAGUCCCAUCAGCAGGACCAACAUCAUCCACCCACAUGUCUAUUUCUCGGCCCUGCCUCCAGUCAGAGUGGUCUUCUCCAUCACAAUGGAGGGCAGCGCCAGGAAGGUCAUCACGGUCCGCUCUGCCCUCAUAGUGAAAAACCGGCUAGAUGUUCCUAUGGAGGUCAGGCUUGACAGCCCCUCUGCUCCUGACAAACCAGUGGUGCUGCCUCCCAUCCUGCCUGGCCAGGCCUUGGCAGUCCCCCUCCACUUGACGUCCUGGCGCCUGCAGGCUCGACCCAAAGGCCUGGGCUUGUUCUUCUGUAAGGUUCCCAUCCACUGGACCACUGUGGAGCGGCCUGGAGAGAUCAGCAGCAGUAAGAGGGAGUGUCAGUCAGCAGACUUUGAUGACAGCCUCAAGCGUAACUUCAGGUUUUGUGUGGUCAUCAGAAAGGAGAACUACCCAGACCAGCAGCCUGCCAAGAAGGUUUCCGGCAGUGCGAAGCAGAUCUAUCGACAGCCGGGCCACACCAUCUACCUGCUGCCCACCAUGGUGCUGGCCAACCUGCUGCCCUGUGAAAUCAACUUCUACAUCAAGGGAACAUCCAUCAAAGGCUCACUGAAGCCGGGAAAAGAGGCCGUGCUUCACGCUGCAGACACCUCGCAAAAUAUGGAGCUAGGAGUCCUGCUGGAGAACUUCGCCAUGUGCAAAGAGCUGCUAAUUCCUCCUGGAACUCAGAACUAUGUGGUGCGCAUGAGGCUGUAUGACACCAACAAGCGCCUGCUUUGCCUCACCAUCCGCAUCAUCCUGCGAGCACAGGGGGCACUAAAGAUCUUGAUUUCUGCCCCCUACUGGCUCAUCAACAAGACUGGUCUGCCGUUAAUCUUCCGUCAGGACAACGGCAAAACUGAUGCAGCGGGCCAGUUUGAGGAGCAUGAGUUAGCCAGAAGCCUCAGUCCAUUACUGUUCUGCUACACUGACAAGGAGCAGCCUGCUAUGUGUACUAUGCGGAUUGGGAAAGGGAUCCACCCAGAUGGAGUUCCAGGCUGGUGCCAGGGCUUCUCCCUGGAUGGAGGGAGUGGAGUCAGAGCAGUGAAGGUUAUCCAGCACGGGAAUAGGCCCGGCCUCAUCUACAACAUAGGCAUUAGUGUGCGGAAAGGAAAAGGACGCUACAGAGACACUCACAUCGUGACCUUCGCCCCACGCUACCUCCUGGACAAUCGCUCUACACACAAACUGGCCUUCGCUCAGAGAGAGUUUGCAAGAGGAAAGGGUACGGUCAAUCCAGAGGGCUACAUCUCCACCCUGCCGGGCUCCAGCGUGGUCUUCCACUGGCCCCGCAACGACUAUGACCAGCUGCUGUGUGUGCGCCUCAUGGACACGCCCAACUGCACCUGGUCUGGAGGCUUCGAGGUCAACAAACCCAAGUCCUUCCAUGUCAACAUGAGGGACACUCUGGGGAACUGUUUCUUCCUGCGGACAGAGAUCACCCUGAAGGGAGCUACCUACCAGAUCUCCUUCACCGACACCGACCAGCUGCCUCCACCGUUCCGCAUCGACAACAUCUCUGAGGUGCCUAUCCAGUUCUGGCAGCACGGGGUUGCUGACAUCCGACUGCACACCGAGGUGAAGGACGGCUCAGUACUGGACUACGCCUGCGAUGAGCCCACGCUGCCCCCCUACCUCACUCUGACCGUGAAGGGAGCGGGAUCUUCAGAGGUCACGUCCGACAUGAACUUCUUCAGAGAAUACAACAAGCUCUACUACGAGAACUUCAUCUACAUCGCAGCCACACACACCUUCUCACAGAAUGUUGAGAAGAGGUCUGUUGGGAAGAAGCAUCUGGUGAGAUGUGCUGAACUGGUUCUCGAUGUGGACACAAAGACCCAGAGGGUCAUCCUGAAAAAGAAGGAGCCGGGGAAACGCUCCCAGCUGUGGAGGAUGACGGGGACCGGCAUGCUGUGUCAUGAAGGCUCCUCUCCACCGCAGAGCAAGCCGGCCCAGCCGCGUCCACUGGACUCCUCUCUGGUGCUGGACAUCGCCGGGCUCGCAGCCGUCAGUGACAACAGUUUUGAGCCGUUAAUGCUGAGGAGGCCAGACUCUCGCCGCAGCACCACCCAGACUUGGUACUUCAGCUCAGGCAUGCUGACCUGCGGCCUUCCUCGCCUGGUAGUACAGGUGAAGUGCGGGGUAACAGGUCUUUACGAUGGAGCAGAGGUGGUGUUGGGACCAGACUCUGGGCUGAACGAGCCCGGUCCUGAGCAGCAGUUCAUUAACCAGAAGAUGAGACCUGGUUCUGGGGUGCUGUCAGUCCAGGUGCUGCCAGACGGCCCCACACGAGUCUUACAGAUCAGUGACUUCAACCAGAGGAGAAUGAUCCGGAGCUCACCCAGCACAGAGCAGGACAGAACCAAAGAGGAUGUGAAGAAGAAAGAGCCUGAGCAGGAACUGGAGGUGUUGGUGAACUUGGAGGAAGGUGUGGGUGUGUCUCUGGUCAACAAGGUUCCUGAGGAGCUUGUGUUCACUACACUGUCUGGUAUAGAUGUCCACUUCACCCGCACUGCUGCCAAUGAGGUGUUGGAGCUCAGCAUCCAGAGCAUCCAGGUGGACAACCAGCUGCUGGGUACCACGCAGCCUGUGAUGCUGUGUGUGACUCCCAGCUCCACUGAGAGCGGUGUUAACGACAGCGGUCCAGCCCUGCAGGUCAACUCUGUCAAAGUUCCAAGCAACCUCAUGCUCACCGAUCUAUUCAAGCAUCUCAUGGUGACGGCUCGACGCUUCACCGUCAUCAUCGAGGAGAAGCUGCUGCUCAAGCUGCUCAGCUUCUUUGGAUACGGACAGACAGAAGAACUGGAGAAGCUGGAUGAAAACCUCCAUGAGAGACCCAAUGAGGAUUUAGGACCUCUGAAACGCUACUACUUUGAGAACCUGAAGAUCAGCCUCCCCCAGGUCAAGCUCAGUGUCUUCACAUCUCACAAGCUGCCUAUGGAUCUCAAGGCUCUGAAAGGAACUCUGGGCUUUCCUCUGGUCCGCUUUGAGGACGCUGUCGUCAACAUGUACCCGUUCACCAGAGUGCACCCCUACGAGACCCAGGAGAUCAUCAUCAAUGACAUUCUCAAGCACUUCAGAGAGGAGCUGAUGAGUCAGGCAGCUCAGAUCCUGGGCUCUGUAGACUUCCUGGGAAACCCAAUGGGCCUCCUGAACGACGUCACCGAGGGCGUGUCGGAGCUCAUCAAGUACGGCAAUGUAGGCGGCCUCAUACGCAACGUGACCCACGGCGUGUCCAACUCUGCUGCCAAGUUUGCAGGGACUCUAUCAGAUGGACUGGGGAAGACUAUGGAUAACAGACACCAGAGUGAGAGAGAGUACAUCAGAUACCACGGAGCCACCAGCGGAGAACACCUGGUAGCAGGCAUCCAUGGACUGGCUCAUGGUAUCAUCGGAGGCAUGACGAGCAUCAUCACCUCCACAGUGGAGGGGGUGAAGACGGAGGGCGGGGUCAGCGGCUUCUUCUCAGGACUGGGUAAAGGUCUGGUCGGCACCGUGACCAAACCAGUGGCCGGAGCUCUGGAUUUUGCCUCAGAAACGGCACAGACGGUGCGGGACAUGGCCAGUCUCAGUAAUCACAGGCUGAGCGUGCAGCGCGUCAGGAAGCCUCGCUGCUGUAAAGGACCUCAGGGUCUGCUGCCUCGACACUCGUCCACACAGGCCGACGGUCAGGAGCAGCUCUUCCGCCUCACUGACAACAUCCACUCUGAGUUCUUCAUUGCAGUGGAGCUCAUUGACAGUUACUGCGUGCUCAUCUCCUCCAAAGUGGUUUACUUCCUGAAGCCCGGGGACUUCGUCGACCGGGAGGCCAUCUUCCUGGAGGUCAAGUAUGAUGACCUCUACCACUGCCUGGUCUCUAAGGAUCAUGGGAAGGUGUACGUGCAGCUCACCAAGAAGGCUGAAAGCACCAGUAGUGGUGUGGCCAUGCCCGGCCCCUCCCACCAGAAACCCAUGGUCCACGUGAAGAGCGAGAAUCUGGCCAUCAAAAUCUCCCAAGAAAUCAACUACGCCAAGAGUCUGUACUACGAGCAGCAGCUCAUGUUGCCCGCCAGCGACAACGAAGACUGCCUACUGCUGGAGUCCUGAUCACAUGACUCCUCUUGUUCCACAUAAAGUGUAAAAA
Messenger RNA from Scomber scombrus (Atlantic mackerel), 13695 nucleotides. It is a transcript of the gene vps13d, whose product is annotated as vacuolar protein sorting 13 homolog D. Gene Ontology annotation, biological process: protein retention in Golgi apparatus; mitochondrion organization; protein targeting to vacuole. Gene Ontology annotation, cellular component: extrinsic component of membrane. The record is from RefSeq and is a predicted model, not a curated record. The transcript is spliced from 69 exons. Gene Ontology annotation, molecular function: protein binding. NCBI's taxonomy places the organism in Eukaryota, Metazoa, Chordata, Actinopteri, Scombriformes, Scombridae. The coding region runs from base 591 to 13658 and encodes 4355 amino acids.